AUGACGCAGUCACGCUCUUCCCACGGCAGCACGCCAGUUCCAAGGCAUGGUGCUCCUCCAGGUGAUGCCGCUCAAGCCCUGUCGGGAGCUUCCCGUAAACAUCCGGGGUCUAGCUUUGUAAGGGGUUUUUGGCUUUUUUUCCACGGGGUUCCUGGCGCGGUGUCCCUGUGCCCCCCGCCCGCCGCCACCGCCCCCGCGUCACUCACGGCGGGGAGCGCCGUCCCUGCCCCGGCGGACUCCCUGGAGCUGGCGGCGUCCUUGGAGCCGGCGGCCUCCGGAGCGCCUUCCGCUUCCCGGGUACUGGAAGGAGAGAAGGAGGCGGGUGUUGGGGUGGGAGCGGGCGCGGCGGUGAGUGAGUGCUUGGGGCCACAGGUUAUUUUACAAACAGAAUCUGAAAUAAAGCAAGGGAAGUCACCCUCAAGGCUUGAUACCUUUAUUAAGUCAUUGGAAGAGAACAGAGACUACUAGAAAUGUGAGACUGAGAAUUUGUUGAAGGUAUUAAGAAACACAUCUUCAAGUCCUAAGCAAACCUCUUUUUGUGACCAUAUGUAAAUAAAAAAAAUCUCAGCCAUCCAAGCACAGGAGGAGAUUUCCUGGCUCCUUCAGGAAGUUAUAAAACGCCCCAGGACUCCUAAAAGCACUGCAGCAACUCAAGCUAUGUUAAGGUGCGUGGAGAUAGAAAGGGAUACAGCACUGUCAGAUUUCCAAAGGAUGACUGCAAAACGUGAUAGCCUCAGGGAGCAGUUAAAAAUUUCCCAAGAAACUGCGUUUAAUCAAAAGGCUCAUUUAAAACAGAGAAUUGAAGAGCUUGAAACUACCAUUCAUAAUUUAAAUAGUGAAUGGUUAGAAUAGAUGUCCAAAGUGGCACUAGUGAAAGACACCACUGAUUCUCUGGAAACAGAUGAAAAGAUGACAAAAAAAGUACUUGCCUCUGAAACUGAGCUGAGUUUGGCAGAAUAUCUUUCUCUUAGUUUACUGAAAGAAAAGACAAAACAGACUCUUCCAGAGACUCAGCAAAGCCUCAUUAAGAAAAAACAUGAAAUGAAACUUAGCCAAGAGAAAAUUAUGCUUUUGGAUGAAAAAAUUGGUAACUUUUCAAGACAAAGCCAUGUACAAGAAGAAGAGAUCUGUGCUUUGAAAGAAACAAUUGCACAACUUGAUAAAGAGAAGGCAUCUCUGCAAGAUUAUGUGGAAGAAAGAAGAGAGAAGAUUGCUACUUUUGAGGAAAGCCUGGCAAAUGAAGAGAAAAUAAUUUCAGAUUUCAAGAUUCUGAUUUCUGAGUUGGAGCAUUCCACAAAGACAUCUGCUGAAGCACUCUCCCUUUAUGAGAAGGAUAUCACCAGUUUGCAUCAAGAGGUACAAGAAACCAACAAAGAACUCGCACAGACCAACAAGAACAGAGAAUCAUUAGCUCAGGAAAAUGACAGGUCACAAGAGCAUCUUUCUAAUAUUAAGCAAGAAGUUCAGCUGCAGAGCAAGUGUGAGUCAUCCCAUUCUGAAACAGAGCUGCUGAGAAAACAACUGGGAAAUGAAAGUGUCUAUGAAAAACCUGGAAUCUUUGCUUGUGUGAGAAGGAAUUUCAGUCACAGAUAG
Empidonax traillii (willow flycatcher) is the source of this 1593-nucleotide messenger RNA. RefSeq names its product testis specific 10 (gene TSGA10). Lineage: Eukaryota; Metazoa; Chordata; Aves; Passeriformes; Tyrannidae. The record is from RefSeq and is a predicted model, not a curated record.